GUUUUCAGACAAGAAGGAAAGGCUGAUGCAUCUUAAAACCAAACAGAGAGAAUUCCAAAAACAACAUAAGAUAACUGAUCAGCUGAGAUGGAAAAUAAUGUCUUGCAAGAUGAGGAUUGAGCAGCUGAAACAGACCAUUUGCAAGGAAAAUGAUGAAAUGACAAGACACACCGAGGGGCUGCUGAGGAUUAAAGAGGAGAACCAGAAGCAUUACCGCAGGGCUCAGCGGCACCAGGAGAAGAAGGAGAAGAUCCAGAGGCACAACCGUAGGCUGGGAGACCUGGUUGAGAAGAAGACUUAUGACUUGAAGACCCAAUAUGAGCAUCUGGCAAACCUCCGUCGGACACACAUCCUGGAACUGACGUCAGUCAUCUUCCCCAUCGAGGAAGUAAAGACAAGCAUGAGAGAUCCUGCAGAUGUGUCAUCUGAGAGCGACAAUGCCAUGACCUCUAGCACUGUGAGCAAGCUCGCGGAAGCCAGGAGAACCACCUACCUCUCUGGGAGAUGGGUGUGUGAUGACCACAACGGGGACACCAGCAUCAGCAUCACAGGGCCUUGGAUCACCCUUCCCAACAAUGGAGACUACUCGGCUUACUACAACUGGGUGGAAGAGAAGAAGACUACACAAGGACCUGAUAUGGAACACAAUAACCCUGCUCAUACCAUCAGUGCUGCAUUGUGCUAUGCAACUCAGCUCGUUAACACUUUGUCUCUCAUACUUGAUGUGAAUCUUCCCAAGAAGCUCUGCAACAGUGAAUUCUGUGGAGAGAAUCUCAGCAGACACAGGUUCACACGGGCAGUGAAGAAGCUGAAUGCUAAUAUCCUUCACCUUUGCUUCUCUCAGCAUGUGAAUUUAGAUCUGCUGCACCCACUGCAUACCCUCAGGAACCUUAUGUACCUGGUCAGCCCAGACACUGAGAACUUGGGCAGGUCUGGACCCUUCGAAAUCAGUGCUGAUCUGGAAGACUCCAUGGAAUUCGUGGAUCCCAGCGCCGCCGGCGAGACGGACGAGAGCGGAGAUGAGCACGUGAGCGACGAGGAGACUGACCUGGGCACAGACUGGGAGAACCUGCCGAGCCCGAGGUUCUGUGACAUCCCCUCCCAGCAGGUGGAGAUGCUGCAGAGCCAGAGCACACAGGUGUCCCAGCCCAUCGCCAGCAGCAGUGCCGGAGGGAUGAUCUCCUCCGCCGCCGCCUCGGUGACCUCCUGGCUCAAGGCCUACACUGGGCAUCGCUAA
Acanthisitta chloris (rifleman) is the source of this 1237-nucleotide messenger RNA. It is a transcript of the gene ATG14, whose product is annotated as autophagy related 14. The record is from RefSeq and is a predicted model, not a curated record. NCBI's taxonomy places the organism in Eukaryota, Metazoa, Chordata, Aves, Passeriformes, Acanthisittidae. The transcript is spliced from 10 exons. Gene Ontology annotation, cellular component: mitochondria-associated endoplasmic reticulum membrane contact site; phosphatidylinositol 3-kinase complex, class III; autophagosome. The annotation marks the transcript as partial. Gene Ontology annotation, biological process: mitophagy; cellular response to starvation; autophagosome assembly.